AAGCCACAUCCACGUGUGACACACGCAGACGCUCAUUCACACCGGUCACCAUGGCGAUGUUAGCGGUUGUACUCGUAGCAGUGUUCCUCGGAGCAGAUGCUGAGAAACCGAUCUCCUCCCCAUCCUAUCAGCGUCUUGUGAACUUCUACAAGCACACCCUCCCCAACAACCCCGAGUUGCUGCAACUGUGGCAGGAGCAUCUCAACAACUACACCGCCAUGGUGGAGCAGAAGCGGGCUGUGUACAGAUACCCCAUCCCAAACUUCAACUGCCACGCCACCACGCCGUGGGGAGGUCGUGACGCAACUUCCGUCCAUAACCUUCACCCCGGGGACAUCAAGGUCGUUGGCGCAAUCGGAGAUUCUCUCACUGCCGGUAACGGCAUUGACGCAAGCAACAUCCUCGGUGACCUCGUGGAGUACCGCGGACUUUCAUGGAGUAUUGGCGGCGACGGUAGCCUAGCAACAGGGGAACUCACUCUGCCAAACAUUUUAAAAAAGUUUGACCGUAAUGUGUACGGCUAUUCCUUGAAGACGGGCGGACAGAGCAGCGCUAAUGCUAUGUUCAAUCUUGCCGACCCCGGAGAUACCUCAUUUGACAUGCCUGAGCAGGCCCGACUGCUGAUAGACAAAAUGAAGGCCGACACGAACGUCGAUUUUCAAAAAGAUUGGAAAGUCAUCACCGUCUUUGUCGGCGGCAACGACCUUUGCGACUCCUGCCACGACACUGCCAAGUACGCCGCCAGCAACUACGGAUCCAACGUCCGCCAGGCCCUUGACCUCUUCCACAAGGAGCUACCCCGCACCUUCGUCAACCUCGCCACCAUCUUCGACAUCGCCCCCGUCGCCGCCCUCAGCACAGGGUUCUUCUGCAGCUUCGUUCACGCCUUGGUGUGUGACUGCGGAGACAAUCGGAACAACGCUGGCGCUCUCCGGGACCUCGCCCAUGCCUACCAGAAUGAACUGUCGACUCUCGUCGCCAGCGGCAGAUACGACACAAGAGAUGAUUUCACCGUCGUGCUCCAGCCGUUCUUCACCAACACGGAGCCCCCGGCAAAGCCUGGCUCCCCCGGUGACAUUGACAUGACCUUCUUCUCUCCCGACUGUUUCCACUUCAGUGGCAAAGGUCACGGCGCAGCCGCACUCUCCCUGUGGAACAACAUGAUUGAGACCAUGGGUCAGAAACAGCUCGAGUGGCACCUGGACCAGCCUUUCCUCUGCCCUGGGGGUUCUAAGGGGGUAGAUCACUGGUUCUUUGCGACGACGAAAAAUUAGUUCUCCGACACGUGAUAUAUCGACACCUUGUAUUUGAGGAAGCCAUCGAGCGAUACCCACAGGCUUGAAGACCUAAAGUAAAACGUGACCUCAAUACGUCUCAAUCGAAUUCCAAUUUUGUACUCGACACCAGUGUUGUCACUAUUACUAGAGCUGCGCUUGGAUUGACCGCUUGGUGGCUAUCUUAAACUAUUUUAGGAGUAAAGGUCAAUAUUUUAUCAUA
Messenger RNA from Haliotis rufescens (red abalone), 1497 nucleotides. Its product is annotated as phospholipase B1, membrane-associated-like. Bases 51 to 1274 code for a protein of 407 amino acids. The record is from RefSeq and is a predicted model, not a curated record. Gene Ontology annotation, molecular function: glycerophospholipase activity. Gene Ontology annotation, biological process: phospholipid metabolic process. Lineage: Eukaryota; Metazoa; Mollusca; Gastropoda; Lepetellida; Haliotidae. The transcript has 13 exons.